AUGAUGUCAAACAGCACACAAAAUGGCAAUGUCAGAAAUGACAGCUCUGGCACUGCCUGGCCAAACAAUAGAAGUCAAAGCACAAGUAUUUCCCGGACUCCAAGAAAACAGCAAAGGCAAGCUGCGAUCGACGCCACAGACGCUCAGCCCGAAUCCCAGCAACAAGCUGCUGAGCCCUGGCCUAGCCUUGCUGGCAGCACCGCCACAGCUCCAGCCAUACCUACGCCACACCGCUACGGUUUGCGCGCGCGCAGAGCAUCUCGAGGCUCGUUUUCGACUCCCUCGCGUUGUGGCCGCACAGCAUCCCGGCAGACGCUACAGCAGACGCUCCAACAGCGCAACAACGGCAACGGCGGCGGCGCGGCAGCAAUUCGGAUCGGCUUCCAGCUCGACUUUGGCGUGCUUUCUCAAAAGGCCGAUUUGCGUCACAGAAAAAGCAUCAACAGCAUCAUCACAGCUGCUGCUGCUGCCACUAACAACACCCACGUCAACGCUCACGCCCACGGUUUCAGCCACAGCCACAGCAACGGCAAUACUCAAUUCGCCAUGGCCAGCGGAGGCAAAUGGCGCGAGGAGCAGGUGCUCGUCAUCUGCCCCGGCAGCAGAACCACCAUGGCCCAGCUGGGCUGCGGCGAGCUCUCGCCUCCACACCAUCGCAUCCCCACGAGGAUGUUUCGAGACGUGGAGGAUUCGAACCUGUGGCGGCCGUACUACACAUACAAGCGAGUGACGACGAUUGACGGCGUGGAGAACGAAGAGUGGGUGGAGGAUGUAGACGAGGACAAGGAUGCCGUAUGGCCAAUUGAGGGUGGCCGCAUUGUCCAGAUGGACGCUUUUCUCGCUUUCCUAGACCACGUCCACGGCCUGCUCACCACGACAUAUCACAACACACCCAUCAUGUUGAUGGCGUCUCCGCAGUGGACGCGCCCCGACUGCGAGAUCAUUGCGCGGUACAUCUUCGAGAAGACAAAGACACCCGCGCUCUGCUUGAUCCACAGCGGCAUUGCCACGCAAUACGGCCUCAAGUGGCCCAACAUGACCGUCGUCGACAUUGGCUACGAAAAGGUCGAUGUCACGGCCAUCCACGACGGACGAGUCAUCAACCACAUGGAUCUGGGCCGGCCGCAGCCUGGACGACACAUUAGCGGCGGAGAGGUCUUUACACAGAAACUGCAGCAGCUGCUGACGGAUAAGGGCUUCAGCCAUGACAUGGCGGAGCAGCUGAAGAAGAGCGGCAUCUGUGAAGUGCUGCCUUACGCCCCAUCUCAGAAGGACCUCGUGGUGCUCCCCGUUGACACUCCAGACGCAGCGCGCUCAGCGGCGGGCCCAAGUAAGGCAGGAGCAGAGCCAGUCGCAGCGGACUCUACAACGGCAGACGGACCUGCGGCGGAUGUCCCCCGAAUCGAGGAGCCUUCUAGGACGGAGGACGUCGUCAUGGAGGACAACGACGGCGCGGAUACAAAUGUUGACGAUGAUGGCGUCUUGGAUGUGGCUACCAUCGUCACCAGCGGCCAAACCAAGGAAUUCCUAGCCAAGAAGGAGAAGGAGAAGGAGAAGGAGAAGGGCAGGCCUGGGCGAAAACCGAAAGCGGAUAAGGAAGCGGAGGCGGCUGCUGCUGCAAGGCCUGUUCGACAGCCCAACUCCAAGAAGAUGCGCAACACGUUUUCGUACGAGGAGAUAAUCAUGGAGGAGGUGUCCAAGGUGGUGCCUGUAUCUGUAGUUGCGGAGCCCACGGCCAUGCAGGGUGUGGAGAGCAGCAGUGCCGCCGAAGGUGUUCCUGCAGCAGCAGCUCCAGACGUUGCGCCAGCAGCAGAACCGGCGGCAGAAUCGACAGCGGCGCCGGUAACAGAAGGACUGCAAACUGAGAAGCCUGCUGAGCCCAUUUCCGAUGCUGCGGCAGCAGGAAGUGAGGCUGCUGUUGAUGGCGCCAACAAUAGUGCAGACGCCAACCCCCUUGCUCCCGAAGCAGCAGCUGCUGCAGCAGGAACCGACAACGAGCCUGUUAUCAAGUCCGAAGUCAAGUCUGAAGAGACAAAGGUCAACGGCGAUGGCAAUGGUACAACCCUGGCCACGGUCCCAGAAUCUAAGCCAGCGGAAGCCGUCAACGGCAACGACAGCACCAAGGCUGACGAUGCUGCCGCCGCCAACUCCAACGAACCCCCCGAGCUCCGGCCACGCAAGAUCCGCCGCGAAAUCGAAGUCGGCCUGGAGCGCUUCCUGUUUGCGGACCGCGACGAGAUCGACCGCAUCGUCACCACAAUUUACCGCACCAUCCAGGGCGUCGAGGACAUGUACAUGCGUCCGGCCUGCUGGGACAACCUCGUCUUCGUCGGCAACGGCUCGCGCCUGCGCGGCCUCAAGGACAACAUCCUGCAGACCCUGCACGCGCGCCACAUCAUCUCGCCGUCCACGGCCACAAUGUUCACGUCCGAGCUGCCCUCCAACGUCGCCACGCCCGCCGGCACCGGCGCCCAGACGCCCGUGGGCAGCUUCGCCGGCGCGCCGCACCAGCUGUCCACCAGCAGCGUCAACCCGCUGCUCCAGGCCGCCACCACGGCCAGCACCUUUGGCAUCCCCGGCAGGGACAACAACAACACCAUCCAGGUCGCCACGGGGUCCACGCCCGCCGUCGGCUCCGAGGCUGCUGGACCCGCGAGCGGCCACCACUUCCACAGCCAGACGCCCACCAGCAUCAAGACGAUUGCCCUGCCGACGUACCUCAGCGAGUGGAGCAAGAAUGGCUUCGAGGAGGCCAUGUUCCUGGGCGCGCAGGUGGCUUCGAGGAUAGCGUUUUGCCUGCACUCCAACAUGGACGCCCAGGCUAUCGAGGCGCAAAAGUCUAUGAGCUUGAGCAGAGUAGACUACAAGUGA
Trichoderma gamsii is the source of this 2871-nucleotide messenger RNA. RefSeq lists its product as hypothetical. NCBI's taxonomy places the organism in Eukaryota, Fungi, Ascomycota, Sordariomycetes, Hypocreales, Hypocreaceae. The transcript is spliced from 2 exons. Bases 1 to 2871 code for a protein of 956 amino acids. The record is from RefSeq and is a predicted model, not a curated record.